CAACAUUCGAACGAGACUCAGAAAGCGGAUACACUAGACAUCUGCGUUUCAUGGCGGACACUAUCGCACCAGGAUUGCCUCUAGACAGCACACACGGUGCGUUCCCUACUUACCACCUUGCAGUACUCCUUUUCCUCUAUCCGUCCAUCGCUCUCUUGUCUCGAUUCUCACGCUUGUUGCUCUGUUAUCUUUCAUCUUUGCUGGACUUUCGCCCAUGUCACAUGCAUAUCAAUCGCCUGCAGCGCCGCUGAUCCACCUCGAGUUCCGCUACCGCCAAGUUGAUACAGUCUUGGCGCUGGCUUAUGGUGGCGCCUGCUUCUUCUCCUUCUGGGCCUUCGCCAUGCAUGCGCAAUCGCCCACGCGCCAAGCUGCCACCCUCGGAUUCUAUCUGCUAAUGGGAUUGGCCUCACUCACCCGCGUAUUAUGGUUCGCUACGCCCUACGGUGUACAGUCGGUGCUAGUAGAGCCACCACGUAUUAUGAUGGGCGACGAAGGUGCAGCCCAGUUCCUGCUGGCCGAAGCAGUGGAGCUUCUGGGCUCCUUCCUGCUCUACAGCGUCUUCGUGCUCAUCGUCAUCUUCUGGGCAGACAUGCUGCGUCGCCUCUUCACACACGAAAGUGUGCGGUCACAUCCACUACGACUCUUCUUCUUCGUAUUUGGCGCUAUUGUGGCCAUCCAGGCCAUGGGAUUCGCAGUGUUUGCAGCCAAGAAAGAGGACUCGUACUGGCUCAUGAUCUACGACGACGUCGUCAUGUGUCUAUUGUCGCUUGGCUCGCUCGCAGCGGUGCUUGUGUACUCAUUCAGGAUGAAGACCGUGCUACAGGCUUUUCUUGAGGUCAGCCAGAUCGACACGACCGACAGGAUCAAGGCCGUUAACUGGGCCACGUCCAUCUGCGCCUUCUUCCUCGUCUCAAACUGCGUCUUCCUGGUCUACUCGAUCGUGAGUCUGGCGCAUUUCCAUCGAGCUGGAGCGUAUCUCGAGUCCAAAUGGUGGUGGCUCUUUGUGGCGUCGAAACAUCUCGUGGAGAUCUUCGUCCUCUACUUUUUACUCUACACGCUGUGGGGCAAGAGCUCGGACGACGCCGAGAACUCCAAGGACGGAUACGAACCCAUUCCGGACUAUCUGGACGACGACGACGUCAACGGCAUCAACACGUCGGGCUCGCUGCCUAGCACGCCGAGGCGUCAUCGCUAGACUAUCGACAAGUGACCAGAAGCGGCUGUGAAUAUAGCGAGCUGGUGGCUUCGAACGAAAUUUUAACAGUAAAACACACAACGAGCGAUCAUAUUUAGCUCUUCCUAAUGCACUUGCGUCUCAUUUGUUUCUA
Molecule: messenger RNA, 1328 nt
Organism: Phytophthora nicotianae INRA-310
Lineage: Eukaryota; Oomycota; Peronosporomycetes; Peronosporales; Peronosporaceae
Exons: 1
Coding region: 215-1195 (326 amino acids)
Source: RefSeq, a predicted model, not a curated record